CUUGAAGAGAUUGAGGAGCUUCUUAUUCGGGGUCACACGAAAGACCCUUCGAUGCUCUUGCGCAGUUCAUGGGAUAUUAAUUCUUUCGGAAUCCCUCUUCAUCCUCAACGCUUACUUUUUCUCUUUCCGGCAAUGUCUUUCCUUGCAUGGGUUAGUUAAAGUGCAAUAAUAUAGUUGACGGGGACCAUUCGAAAGCAACACAAACACUUCCUGCCCCCUAUAAUAGCCAGAUGCAGUGCUAUACCGAGCUCCUACCCCCAACUGGGGUCACUCACGCGUUAGCCGUGCCUUUUGUCUCUGCAACGGCCAACAAUCUCGUCGUUGCUCGUUCAUCCCUCCUCCAAAUAUUUUCGCUGCGUACCGUUCCAUAUAAGCCAGAGAACCCAGACGAUCGGCCAGGACAGCAAGGGCAGGAAACAACCAAGCUGGUCUUGGAAAGGCAAUAUCCGCUUUCUGGAACAAUCACUGAUCUUUGUCGUAUCAAGACCCUGAACUCCAAAAGUGGAGGCGAGUCCAUUCUACUUGCCUUUCGAGAUGCUAAACUUAGCUUAAUUGAAUGGGACCCAGAGCGUUAUGGAAUUUCCACUGUUUCUAUUCACUACUAUGAGCGCGAUGAUCUGACCCGCAGCCCGUGGCUAUCUGAUUUGAGCAGCUGUGGUAGUAUCCUGAGCGCAGAUCCAAGUAGUAGAUGUGCAAUAUUCAACUUUGGGGUUAGGAAUCUCGCUAUCAUCCCUUUUCAUCAGCCAGGCGAUGAUUUGGUGAUGGAUGAUUAUGGCUCAGAUAUUGAUGGGGAAAAUCAAGUCAACGAGGGCCCGAAGGAUCGCGACGACGCUAAUAAAACCAAAGAUGGUUCCGUAUAUCAAACACCUUAUGCUUCCUCAUUUGUCCUGUCCUUGACUGCAUUGGACCCUUCAAUUCUUCAUCCGAUUAGCCUUGCAUUCUUGUAUGAGUACCGGGAGCCGACUUUCGGCAUAUUAUACUCUCAGAUUGCAACCUCAAAUUCCCUGCUCCACGAGAGGAAAGAUAUCGUUUAUUAUACCGUUUUUACUCUGGACCUGGAACAACGAGCCUCUACAACGUUGCUUUCUGUUACUAGAUUGCCAAGCGAUUUGUUUAAAGUGGUGGCCCUUCCGCCUCCAGUCGGAGGGUCGCUACUAAUCGGGUCUAAUGGACUCGUGCAUGUUGACCAGGCCGGCAAAACUAAUGCAGUUGGGGUCAAUGAGUUUUCUAGACAAGUUUCUUCGUUCUCCAUGGUUGAUCAAUCAGACUUGGCUCUUCGCCUCGAAAAUUGUGUCGUGGAGCGGAUUUCCGAAACUACCGGAGACCUGAUUCUGGCACUUUCAACAGGGGAAAUGGUCCUAGUUAACUUCAGGUUGGAUGGAAGGUCGGUGUCCGGAAUCUCAGUUCAUAUUCUACCCGACCAAACUAGCGACUGCUUUUUGGCUUCUGCUGCUUCAUCGUCGGCGUUUCUUGGUGACGGAAAGAUCUUCUUUGGCAGUGAAGAUGCGGACUCGGUACUUUUAGGUUGGCCCUGCGCAUCUUCUGGGUCGAAAAAGUCCAGGCCGCAUAUUACCGGCGAGUCUGACACCUUCUCGGAUGAGGAUCAGAGUGAGGACGAUGUUUACGAAGAUGACCUGUAUUCUUCCGCGCCCGAUUCUGCAAUUAACAAUCGUCAUCAUUUACCGGCCAACUCAUCAAUUGCCGGAUUAGGUGACUUACGUGUUCAUGACAAGUUAUCCAGCGGCGGCCCUAUCAAGGCCAUUGCACUGGGAAGGAACUCUGCCAACUCUUCGAAGGGAGAUAAUGAUAUCAAUGAUGCAUCUUCCGAGCUCGAAUUGGUAGCAUCCCAAGGCUUAGAUAAGGGUGGCAGCUUGGUGAUCAUGAGACGAGAAAUUGACCCUUAUAUCCUUUCAUCUGUGGAAACAGAUUCUGCGGACUCUCUCUGGACAGUAUCUCUAACUCGAACAGUAGCCGAUGCCAACGAACACCGUGGUUAUGUCAUAACUUCAAAGCGGAAAAGCGUCGAUAAGGAAGAAUCUGAGAUUUUCUUACUCGAAGACGACCUGAGGCCGUUUAGAGCGCCCGAAUUUAACCCCAAUGAGGAUGUGUCCAUAAAAAUCGGGACAUUAGCAAACAGAAAUCGGGUUGUUCAGGUUUUGAAGAACGAAGUUCGAAGCUACGAUGCUGAUCUGGGUUUGACCCAGAUAUAUCCCGUCUGGGAUGAUGAUAGUAGUGAGGAACGAGUCGCCGUUAGCGCUAGCCUUGCAGAUCCUUACCUGGCGAUUAUACGCGAUGACUCGACACUACUCCUUCUUCAAGCUGAUGAUAGCAAGGACCUUGAUGAAGUGACAGUUCCCGAAGAUAUUGCAGCCCAGAAGUGGCUAUCGUCCUGUUUAUACUCUGAUAAGACCGGGUUUUUCACGUCUCUUGACCCAAGUACAACCAAAUCACCCCAAAGUGAAAUCUUUUUGUUCCUCUUGAGUCAAGACUGUAAACUAUAUAUAUACCGCCUCCCAGAUUAUACAUUGGUUUCAAUAAUGGAAGGGGUCAAUUGCCUUCUCCCUAUUUUGUCGGCCGAAACCCCAAGGCGAUCGGUUAUGCGUGAGACCUUGAUACAAGCGAUUAUCUCUGAUCUUGGAGAUGCCAGCAGCAGCUUUCCCUACUUGAUUCUACGGACUGAAAAUGAUGAUCUUGCGGUAUAUCGACCCUUUUUGACUAGUUCCUCUGAUAAAGAGGUACCAGGCUUGAAGUUUCUAAAGGAAGUAAAUCAUGCCCUUCCGAGCAUUCCUUCUGCCACAACAAAGUUAAACGGACAAUCGGAACCAAAGCCGCUUCGUAUAUUGCCCAACAUUUCGGGCCUCAGCUCGAUAUUCAUGCCCGGAGCAUCUGCAGGUUUUGUUUUCAAAACAUCAUCAUCAUCGCCUCAUUUUGUUCGUUUAAGAGGGGGUUACACGGAGGGGCUUGGUUGUUUCGACUUUCCGGAUAGCCGUUUUGUGUUCCUAGACUCAGAGGGGCUUGCUCACUUGGCCAAAUUGCCUGACGCAACACAACUUGACUACCAGUGGCCAUUACGAAGAGUGCCGAUAGGGGAGCAAAUUGAUCACUUGGCAUAUUCAUCUUCCUCCAACACUUAUGUUCUUGGAACCUGCCAUAAAUCCGAAUUCAAGUUACCUGAUGAUGAUGAGUUACACCCAGAAUGGCGAAAUGAAGUGAUCUCAUUUCUCCCGGAAGUGCACCAAAGCUCUCUUAAAGUAGUUAGCCCGAAAACAUGGGGUGUGAUUGAUAGCUAUUCCCUUGGUCCUGCUGAACACGUCAUGGCAAUGAAGGCCAUGAGCUUGGAGGUAUCUGAGAAUACCCAUGAGCGUCGAGAUAUGAUCGUUGUAGGCACCUCAGUCGCUUGGGGCGAGGACAUACCCUCACGCGGCUGCGUGUAUGUUUUUGAAGUCAUUAAAGUGGUUUCUGACCCCGAUCACCCCGAGAUGGACCGUAAAUUGAAGCUUGUAGGGAAAGAAACGGUCAAAGGGGCAGUGACUGCGUUAUCUGAGAUCGGUGGUCAGGGAUUCCUAAUAGUUGCCCAAGGACAAAAAUGCAUGGUUAGAGGCCUUAAAGAAGAUGGAAGCCUUUUGCCUGUAGCAUUUAUGGAUAUGCAAUGCUACGUCAAUGUGGCCAAGGAGCUAAAGGGCACCGGACUGUGCAUUCUUGGAGAUGCAGUCAAGGGCAUCUGGUUUGCGGGUUAUUCGGAGGAACCUUAUAAAAUGAGCCUCUUUGCGAAGGAUCUUGAUUAUCUGGAGGUUUUGGCUGCAGACUUCCUCCCAGACGGAAAUAAGCUGUUUGUCAUUGUCGCCGAUAGCGACUGCAAUCUCCAUGUUCUCCAAUACGACCCUGAAGAUCCCAAAUCGUCCAAUGGCGACAAGUUCCUCAACCGCAGCAAAUUCCACACAGGCAAUUUUGCCUCGACUCUAACUCUCCUCCCACGCACUAUGGUCUCAUCCGAACACAUCAUGUCCGGCGCCGAUGAAAUGGACGUGGAUAACCAGGCUCCUCUGCACCAAGUACUGGUCACCUCUCAGAACGGAUCUAUUGGCCUGAUUACCUGCGUCCCAGAGGAAUCGUACCGCAGACUAUCCGCUCUACAAUCCCAACUGACAAACACCGUUCAGCACCCGUGUGGACUUAACCCAAGGGCCUACCGAGCGGUCGAAAGCGACGGUAGUGCCGGGAGAGGCAUGCUAGAUGGGAGCCUCCUGUUCCAAUGGCUGGACAUGAGCAAGCAGCGCAAGGUCGAGAUAGCAAGCAGGGUUGGGGCAAAUGAAUGGGAAAUCAAGGCUGACCUUGAGGUUGUCGGUGGGGGGGGGCUUGGAUACUUGUAG
Aspergillus ochraceoroseus IBT 24754 is the source of this 4370-nucleotide messenger RNA. RefSeq names its product cleavage/polyadenylation factor CFT1. Lineage: Eukaryota; Fungi; Ascomycota; Eurotiomycetes; Eurotiales; Aspergillaceae. The record is from RefSeq and is a predicted model, not a curated record. The coding region runs from base 231 to 4370 and encodes 1379 amino acids. Gene Ontology annotation, cellular component: mRNA cleavage and polyadenylation specificity factor complex; nucleus. The transcript has 9 exons. Gene Ontology annotation, molecular function: protein binding; nucleic acid binding.